Messenger RNA from Siniperca chuatsi (mandarin fish), 3059 nucleotides. It is a transcript of the gene slc44a4, whose product is annotated as solute carrier family 44 member 4. Gene Ontology annotation, biological process: thiamine pyrophosphate transmembrane transport; choline transport. The transcript has 22 exons. The coding region runs from base 284 to 2458 and encodes 724 amino acids. NCBI's taxonomy places the organism in Eukaryota, Metazoa, Chordata, Actinopteri, Centrarchiformes, Sinipercidae. Gene Ontology annotation, cellular component: plasma membrane. Gene Ontology annotation, molecular function: thiamine pyrophosphate transmembrane transporter activity. The record is from RefSeq and is a predicted model, not a curated record.
UACAGGAUGAGCCCAGUUGGGGCCGUUUGGAGUGAGUCCUCUUUAUAAUAAACAAUCUUUGAUAGAACACGCAGGUGCGCAUCCCUCAGCAGGUGCGCUCAUGUCGUCACUGCCUAGUAACGAGUGCCAGGAAGAAAAAGAUUUCCUAACUUAGUUACCAUGGUCGCUCAGUCACGGUGGAGCUCGUUUUAAACGCGAUUUUAGCUGUUUGCAAAGUUUUAAGAUUACUUUAAGCAAAGGACGUUGUGUUUUAGAAGUUAAGGAGGAAAAGUUGAGUCGGAAAAUGGGUAAAAAACAGGAGACAAAUCCGGACUCCGAGUAUGGGGAACCUGCUCAGUUUGACCCAACAUUCAAAGGACCCAUAAAAAAAAGAGGGUGCACUGAUAUAAUCUGCUGUAUCCUGUUUAUGGCAGUCAUCCUUGGCUACAUAGUAGUCGGGAUUUUAGCUUGGCUUUAUGGAGAUCCUAGACAUGUUCUUUAUGCAAGAAACUCAACUGGAUGGUUCUGUGGCCUUGGACCAAAUGAAGGCCGACCCCAUGUGUUCUACUUUGACAUUCUCAAAUGUGCCACAUCCGUGAAUAUUAUGGCAACUGCUCUUAAUGGUUUACAGUGUCCAACCACACAGGUGUGCGUGGAAAACUGUCCCACUCAGUUCUGGGCUGUGGAAAUAAAGUCAUACUUUCCAAACGUAAAGCCAGCAAACGUUUUCAAUCAAAGCCUCUGUGUGCCAUCCAUAAACCUGACAAACACUAAGCUGAGUGUUAAAGAAAUUGUGGACAAGGAGCUGUGUCCUUUCUUCUACAUGCCCACGACCUCUGUGCUGGGGAGAUGUUUGCCCGAUAUCGCAGCACUGGGGAGGAUCCCGUCAGAGUUUGCCAAUAUUCCAGGCUUACCGUCCUCAGUCAAUGACACAGUCAGCAUAAUCAAGAAUGGCACUGGGGACAUUGUGAAUGGCUUCAAUGCCAGAGAGAUCGGCGUCCGAAUCUUUGAGGAUUUUGCGUCGUCAUGGCCGUGGAUCCUCGUUGGCCUGCUAAUAGCCAUGGUGGUCAGUAUGCUGUUCCUAUUGCUGUUGAGAUUCACUGCUCCAGUCAUGGUGUGGGUGCUCAUCAUUGGAGUUCUGGGCGCUGGGGCAUAUGGUAUAUGGCACUGCUACUGGGAGUAUGACAACUACAAGAAGGCCUCUGCUACCAUCACUGACAUUGGUUUCACUACCAACUUCAAAGUUUACCUGCAAGUCCAAGAGACCUGGCUGGCCUUCUUGAUAAUCAUAUCUGUAGCGGAGGCGAUCAUUCUCCUGACCAUCAUCUUCCUGCGGACCAGAAUCCUCAUAGCCAUCGCCCUCAUCCAGGAGUCCAGCAAGGCAAUAAGUCACAUGAUGUCCUCUCUGCUGUACCCACUGGUCACCUUUGUCCUCCUGCUGGUGUGUGUUGCUUACUGGGGUGCCACUGCUUUAUAUUUGGCCACUUCAGGAAGCCCAAUCUACAAAGUGGUGGCUCUCAACUCCACUAUGAGCGACUGUAAGAGCGUCAAUGGCUCUGUGGACUGUGACCCUCAGAACUUCACCUCAUCAGAUUACCCAGGCUGCCCCUCAGCCAGCUGCAUCUUCAUCAAAUACAACGACGAGGGUCUUUUCCUGAGGAACCUCUUCAACCUGCAGAUCUACAACGUGGUGGCUUUUCUCUGGUGUGUCAACUUCGUCAUCGCCUUGGGGCAGUGUACACUGGCGGGGGCCUUUGCCUCCUACUACUGGGCCUUCACCAAACCAGACGAUAUCCCCAUGUUCCCACUGUUUGCUAGCUUUAUACGCUCACUCAGGUACCAUGUGGGCUCCUUGGCAUUUGGUGCUUUGAUCCUGACCCUGGUGCAGCUAGUGAGGAUCAUUCUGGAGUACAUUGACCACAAAACAAGAGCGGCGCAGAAUCCAGUUGCACGUUUCAUAUUGUGUUGCAUGAAGUGCUGCUUCUGGUGCCUGGAGAAGUUCAUCAAGUUCCUCAACAGGAACGCGUACAUCAUGAUUGCCAUUUAUGGGAAAAACUUCUGCGUCUCAGCCAAAAAUGCUUUCAUGCUGCUCAUGAGAAAUGUAAUCAGGGUCGUGGUGCUCGAUAAAGUGACAGACCUGCUGUUGUUCUUUGGAAAGCUCCUGGUGGUCGGAGGAGUCGGCGUUUUGUCCUUCUUUUUCUUCUCUGGACGAAUAUUGCUGCCAGGCAACACCUUCCGCUCUGAGACCCUCAACUACUACUGGAUGCCAAUUAUUACGGUGGUGUUUGGUAGCUACCUCAUAGCUCAUGGAUUCUUCAGUGUGUACAACAUGUGUGUCGACACACUCUUCCUCUGCUUCUUGGAGGACUUGGAGCGUAAUGAUGGAUCUCUACAGAAGCCGUACUUUAUGUCCAAAAACCUCAUGAAGAUCCUCAACAAAUCCAACAAAGCACCAAAAAAGGAAAGAGGGAAGGAGUGAAGACCUUUUUACCUCCUGAGUUCCUGAAACAGGAUCUCUAUUUGCAUCUAUUUUUAACACUCCAUCUUUUCCAAAUAAGUUUACUAAAGCUAAUUUGCCAAUUUUGCACUUUAAUUAUUUUAUUUUAUUGUGUAUGUGCAUAUGUAGUAUUAAUGAUGGUACACAUGAAAGGACUGAGCGUGUGAAUGUGAAAUUGUAAGUUGCAGGGUAUCCUACAUGACAUUUCUUAAUUUGUAAAAAGAAUUUUUGGCUCAUAAUGACAAAGUCCCAAAUAUAGUUUUAUUUUAUUUUAAACAAUGUUUCUGUUCAUAUGGCUCAACAUUAACACUGCACAACAUUUCUGCUCCGGACAUUUUAGACUUGUGCGUCACUUAAUCCAGUUAAAUGGCUUUUAAUGUCAGUAAGUUUUAGGCUUUUUCUAUUUUUGCUGAAAAUCUUAGGAGGACUUCCUAAGAUGUCAUUUCUACAAAUGGAACAAAAAAUUUACACAUUUUUUAGAUAUUUGGAAAAAAAAAUAAAAAUUUAUAAAUACAAACUUUUAUGACUGCAAUGUUACUGAUUAUAUUGAAAAUAAUAUAAUAAAGCUGUAAAUGUGACUAUA